This is a messenger RNA of Psylliodes chrysocephalus, 960 nucleotides long. The record is from the annotation of a GenBank genome assembly. NCBI's taxonomy places the organism in Eukaryota, Metazoa, Arthropoda, Insecta, Coleoptera, Chrysomelidae.
AUGAGUGAUUUGGAAAUGUCCGAGCCUGAACCAUUUCAAUCCGGUGGUUCAGUAUUUAUCCCCGAUGAAAAUGAAUAUGAUUCUGAAGCCGAUGAUGUGGCUAUUCAACAAAACGAAUUAUUAACAGAAUCAGCCUUCCAAAGCCAAUGUAAAGAUUCCGAAAAUUUUGAUAUAGAUGUAAUAGCUUUCUUUCAAACAUCUUGUGUCAAAUUCAAGUCAAAUUCAAGUCAAAUUCAAGUCAAAUUCAAGUCAAAUUCAAGUCAAAUUCAAGUCAAAUUCAAGUCAAAUUCAAGUCAAAUUCAAGUCAAAUUCAAGUCAAAUUCAAGUCAAAUUCAAGUCAAAUUCAAGUCAAAUUCAAGUCAAAUUCAAAUACCAAAUUCAAGUCAAAUUCAAGUCAAAUUCAAGUCAAAUUCAAGUCAAAUUCAAGUCAUUCAAGUCAAAUUCAAGUCAAAUUCAAGUCAAAUUCAAGUCAAAUUCAAGUCAAAUUCAAAUACCAAAUUCAAGUCAAAUUCAAGUCAAAUUCAAGUCAAAUUCAAGUCAAAUUCAAGUCAAAUUCAAGUCAAAUUCAAGUCAAAUUCAAGUCAAAUUCAAGUCAAAUUCAAGUCAAAUUCAAGUCAAAUUCAAGUCAAAUUCAAGUCAAAUUCAAAUACCAAAUUCAAGUCAAAUUCAAGUCAAAUUCAAGUCAAAUUCAAGUCAAAUUCAAGUCAAAUUCAAAUACCAAAUUCAAGUCAAAUUCAAGUCAAAUUCAAGUCAAAUUCAAGUCAAAUUCAAGUCAAAUUCAAGUCAAAUUCAAGUCAAAUUCAAGUCAAAUUCAAGUCAAAUUCAAGUCAAAUUCAAGUCAAAUUCAAGUCAAAUUCAAGUCAAAUUCAAGUCAAAUUCAAGUCAUUCAAGUCAAAUUCAAGUCAAAUUCAAGUCAAAUUCAAGUCAAAUUCAAGUAAAAUUCAAGUAAAAUUCAAGUAA